AGCUGGCCGGGGAGGAGCGGGUCGGCGGCGCCGAGCUCCCGUCGCCCCUCCGCGGUAUGGCUUUCAUGGAGAAACCGCCGGCCGGCAAGGUGCUGCUGGACGACACGGUGCCGCUGACAGCGCAGAUCGAAGCGAGCCAGAGCCUGCACUCGCACACGGAAUACAUAAUCCGUGUUCAGAGAGGAGUUUCAGCGGAUAACAGUUGGCAGAUUGUGAGGCGAUACAGUGACUUCGACUUGCUUAAUAAUAGCUUGCAGAUCUCAUCUCUAAGUCUACCUCUUCCUCCAAAAAAACUGAUUGGAAACAUGGAGCGUGAAUUCAUAGCAGAAAGACAGAAAGGACUGCAGGCCUAUCUCGAUGUGAUUACUUCCCAUCACAUACUGUCUAACUGUGAACUGGUAAAAAAGUUCUUGGAUCCAAACAGCUAUUCUGUAAACUACACUGAAAUUGCCUUACAGCAUGUUUCAAUGUUCUUCCGAUCAGAGCCAAAGUGGGAGGUAGUAGAACCAUUAAAAGAUAUAGGUUGGCGAAUACGUAAGAAAUAUUUUUUAAUGAAGGUAAAGAAUCAACCAAAGGAACGGCUGAUGUUAAGCUGGGCUGAUCUUGGCCCUGAUAAAUACUUGUCUGACAAAGACUUACAGUAUGCUGUGAAACUUCUUUCUUCCUGUUCUCAUCCCUAUAUUUACAGAGUCACUUUUGCCACCGCCAGUGAAUCUUCAGCACUGGUUAUUAGACCAUUCAAUGAAAAAGGGACGCUAAAGGACCUGAUUUAUAAGGCCAGACUGAAAGAUCCCUUCCUGAAGAAGUAUUGCAAUCCUAAGAAAAUUCAAGGUCUCGAACUUCAACAGAUAAAGACAUAUGGAAGACAGAUACUAGAGGUAUUGAAAUUCUUGCAUGAGAAGGGAUUUCCGUAUGGCCAUCUUCACUCUGGCAAUGUAGUGCUGGAUGGGGACACGUGCAAGUUGCUGGAUCUGGAAAAUUCCUUGUUGGGACUUCCAUCCUUUUAUCGAUCGUACUUUUCACAGUUUCGAAAAAUUAAUACUUUAGAAGGCAUUGAUGUACAUUGCUUUGGGCACUUACUGUAUGAAAUGACAUACGGAAGACCCCCAGAUACAAUUCCAGUAGACAGCUUCCCUCCUGCACCAUCAAUGUCUGUUGUGUCUGUGUUGGAAUCCAUUCUGACUUGUGAAGCUAUGAAGAAUGGCAUGCCAACUGUUUCACGGCUCUUACAGAUGCCAUUAUUCAGUGAUGUCCUGCUAACAAACUCUGAGAAACCACAGUUUAAGAUUCCUACGAAGCUAAAAGAAGCACUGAAAACGUCCAAGGAAUGCAUAGAAAAAAGAUUAACAGAAGAACAGAAAUUGAUUCACCAGCACAGAAGACUGACAAGAGCUCAGUCUCAUCACGGCUCUGAAGAAGAAAAGAAGAAAAGGAAGAUCUUAGCAAGAAAGAAGUCAAAACGCUCUGCCUAUGAAAGUGCGGAAGAACACUCAGCAAAAUACAGCAACUCAAAUAACUCAGCAGGCUCUGGGGCGAGUUCCCCAUUAACAUCUCCAUCAUCCCCCACUCCGCCCUCUACAGCAGGCAUCAAGUUUACAGCAUCUGAUUUACUUCCUAUUCCUUUUAACACACUCUCUUAACAAAAAUGUCCCUGUAAAAAAAAACCCUUGGUAAGUUCUUGUUUGAGUGUUUUAUUCCUAUAACUGUGUGAAUGAGUGAAUGUGUUUGCAGUCAGCUGCUUCCAACGUAUGUAUUGGAAAAGUUGUGUGAUAAUUGAGCACUUGCCUGAAGUAUUUCCUGGGUAAAUAUGGGAAAGUAUUUCACUGUUGGGUUGAUCAGUUUAACCUGCAGAUGGAGCUGCAUAUGAGUCCUCUGCAGUAAACUAACAUUUCUUUUGCACCACUCACGCCAAGAAGGGACAGCUUAGUUUUGGUUGACUGAUAGGUUGACUGAAAUGAAUGGAUUUGACAGCUUUUCAGAAUCGUGCUCUUAAUUUACAUGUUCAAUAUAUAAUGCUCAUAGCUAGUCAGAUACCAUCUUAAGUCCUGUAUUUAUAUUUUAAGGCAGAAAUCAGGUGUAAGAUCUCCUAAGAGUUUCUUUCAACUGUAUGAUGUUGGCAUCACAAUUUAGAAAUACUUGGUACUGAGGAACUUAACAGAUUUCCAGGCAGAAAGGCAGCCUCUCCCCCACCUCCCUGUCCUUUAUGCCCCCAUCAUAAAAUGACCAGACCAAAAUUUAAAGAUAACCACAUGGAUUCUUGGCCUAAUAAUAGCAAUCCAAGCACUUACGUAGUGGCAUUUUUGCCUCUGUUUCUGUCAAAUAUGUACCUUCUUUUGCCAAAUUAUUACUGCUACAUUUCUAUUCCAUAUGGAGUCCUGGCCACUGUCUUCAUGGUCUCUCCUUAUUGUAUCUUGUACAACUAUGUGCAUAACCUCUUCAGUUUCACCUUGCUGUUCCAAUCUUGUCUUCGUUCUCUGAAAUUCUUGCAUCACUUUCAAGCCAUCUCAGUUGUGCUGAGCUGGCCUUGGCUGUUUUACAGCAGUUCAUCUGAUCCCAAAUCCGAUGCGAGCAUUGCUACGCCACUCCUGCCCUGACCUCUUAACCCAUCAGAGUGGUUAACUGUUCUUGGUUUUGUUCUUCUGUGCCAGGGUGUCUGUUUUGCUUUGCUGUGCUUUACUGGCAGUCCAUACACACAGCACAAACAGGACUCUAACUCAGGGGAUGGUUUUCAGUAUUUGUAAUUACAGACUCACAUCUUAGGCUAGUGCAAAAACACAGGUUUGGGUAAGUUAGAUGACCCCAAGGCAUCAAUAUGUGAUGUGUUAUUUCAGUUUAUACUAACAUUGUGUAAUGUUUUGAGUACUUAAGAGAGCAGCUGAUCCACGUGCCCCAGACGUGUUUUUUCACUUAUUCUCUGACAUUUCCAAUAGAGCUUGAACAUUACUCUAUAGCACUUGAACAUUAGUUCUGAAAGGGAUGAGAGUGAAGACAGGAGCUGUUUUUCUGUGUUUUCUUAUAACAGAAAAAGGUUUUCAUGCCAGUGAGAAUUUUAACACUUCUUGAAUCCAUGUCCAUAGUUUUCUUUAACUGCUUAGUAUUUGCUUAAUUCAUAGCAAGCAGUUCUACCUCAUUUGUCAUAGUGUGUUGGCUGGCCCUGUGUUGUUUUGCUCUUUUGUCCAAAAGCAUCCCAGUCCUUGCCACUUACUGGUGUGUUCCUCGUAUAGGUUAGAGCUACCAAACAAGUAUUGAACUACAGAUGCCACUUGUCUCCCUAGCCAUACUUGACAUUAACUCAUGGUCUAGAUAAUGGAAUUAAAAUUCACUGUUGAAUAAUAAUAUCUUAACCGCUAAGCCCCCCGUUUUCAGAAUAUGAAGCUGAAGACAGGCCCAUCAUUCACAUGCAACUGAGGGUGUGCUGCAAAUGCACCUUCACGUGGAUGUCUUGUGGAGCUGGGGUCACCUCUGGCCUUUGCUCUUACUCCUGCCAUGUAUCUUUGAUCCUGAGUGUAGAAAUGAUGUUGUAACGUGCAGCAGCUGAGAAGCACUGGAGCACAUCGUGUGGAAAUGUAGCUUGGGUCAAAUAAGGCCACCUGCCUGGACCUGAGCUUCCAGAACCUGUGCUGGGUUAGCUGCCUGCAUGCACAGCUGGUUUCUGGCUUUCCAGCCCUCUCUGCAAGUUGUCAGGGCAUGAAGCUUAAAGCAUGAUGAGACAACAUGACUAGGGUAAAAAGCAAUGGCCAGAGUGCAAGGUAGGAGCACAGAAAGAAAGCAAGUGGUGUGAGUAGUGAGUUGUGAUUCCUUCAGCCUGUGAAACAAGCAUUUGCUUGUUUCUCUAUGGCUGAAGAAAGUCUGACAGUACAGUGGACACGUAAAACAUUUCCAGAAAAACUCUAUCUGCAGUUAGUUGCCUAAAACUAAUGUAUAAUUUGAUCAAUCACCACAAAUGCUACAGCAGAGUGGUCCUUUGUAAAACCUGUAAUGUUCGUCGUGUAAAUAUGAACAGAGGGUAAGAUUUGCUUCCCGGUCAGUAUCGCAUUUGAGUCACGUUUUGCAUCCCUGAGAACUGAUGACUUUUAGGCUUCUUCUCAGAGGUGUCUCAGAUGACGUGACUCACCUGCAGAUAGAGGUUUGAUCACAUCAGCGUUUUUUCAUCCUGUUCUGUUGUUCACAUUCCACUUGUUUUCAAGGAGUGAAGCUCCUAGUGCAGAACUGACACGGUCCGGCUACGUGGCUGCAGUGCUCUGAGCAGGACCUCUGUGGCAUAAUCAAACAUCAUCUUCUCUCCUCA
Molecule: messenger RNA, 4288 nt
Organism: Lagopus leucura (white-tailed ptarmigan)
Lineage: Eukaryota; Metazoa; Chordata; Aves; Galliformes; Phasianidae
Gene: PXK
Product: PX domain containing serine/threonine kinase like
Exons: 18
Coding region: 57-1640 (527 amino acids)
Biological process (GO): early endosome to late endosome transport; protein phosphorylation; endosome to lysosome transport
Cellular component (GO): late endosome; early endosome; extrinsic component of endosome membrane
Molecular function (GO): protein kinase activity; actin binding; phosphatidylinositol binding
Source: RefSeq, a predicted model, not a curated record